Molecule: messenger RNA, 1517 nt
Organism: Lucilia cuprina (Australian sheep blowfly)
Lineage: Eukaryota; Metazoa; Arthropoda; Insecta; Diptera; Calliphoridae
Gene: sigmar
Product: tumor necrosis factor alpha-induced protein 8-like protein
Exons: 5
Coding region: 380-1012 (210 amino acids)
Biological process (GO): regulation of apoptotic process
Cellular component (GO): cytoplasm
Source: RefSeq, a predicted model, not a curated record
AUUUUAUUUUUAUUUAUCUUUUGGAUACGGUUGAGUGCGGAUGUCUGUGUAUUCUGUCAGCUGGUAUAGAAGAAGAAACUUUAAAUAAUAACGAAAGCGCGUCUUAUGUGUGACAUCGAUGCAUCGUCAAAUGUAAUACGUAAAAAAUAGAUUAAUUACAACCGAUAAAAAUAUAUUUUUUUAAAAGCAAAACCUCAUUAUAAAGUGUUUAUUUUAUACAAAUAGAAAUCGUGAAUAUAUAUUUUUGAACAAUAAUAUAAAUAGAUAAUGCCUACAGAAAGAAGUUUAUAAGAAAUGUGUUCUUUGAUCUGAAGAUAAGCAAAAGUUUUCUUGUAAAUUUAUACCAAAAAUUAAAAAAAAUAUAAGAAGUUUAAAAAAUAUGGCUGCUGAAGGGAUACGUCAAUGCUUAUUGCUUUGGAGUGUUGACUAUUGGAAUUUAGAAGUCAUGGCUGAUGGGGUUUUCAAAUCACGAGACAUUGGCUUGCGUGCCCAAAAAAAGAUUCUUUCCCGUAUGGCUACAAAAAAUAUUGCGAAGACAUUUAUUGAUGGUACAACAGCAUCACUAUUGGACAAUUUAUAUCGCCUUUGCAAACUUCAUAGUGGAAACAAGGUUAAAGCGGAGAAAAUUAUUAAAAACAUAAUUAAAAUUGUUAUAAAAAUCGGAGUAUUACAUCGUAACAAUCAAUUUAAUGCCGAAGAACUGACCCAAGCUGAAACAUUUAAGCGAAAAUUUCAGAAUACUCAAUUGUCAGUUAUAUCUUUCUAUGAAGUUGAUUACAGUUUUGACCUGCCAUAUUUACAAAAAUCAAUAGCUGAAUCACAAACAGCUUUAAAGUCCAUUGUACAGAGACAUUUAACUGAAAAGUCUUUAAAUCGCAUCGAUGAAGUAUUUGAUUUUUUCAGCGAUCCAACACUUUUGGAAACAGCAUUUAAACCAAAUUCACCAUAUCGAGAAGUGAUGGGCAAAAUUGUAGCCGAUAUUAAUACUGCCAUGGAUACAGGGGAUAUUUGAAUAAUGACGAAUCAAAAUACCAAAGAAUUAUCUAAAUCAAAUUACAUAUUUAUUUAUACAACAAUUUACUCUACAAAUGAACAUAUCACCAAAACUGAUGUGUAGAGUUAUGGUUUAAAUUUAAUUUAAACUAGAAUACCAAAAACUACUUAAAAAUUAUGACUACACUUUUAUAUGAGUAGCUUGUUAAACAAUAAAUAUAAAUAUUUAUGUAGUUAAUUAUUUUUACUAAAUCACUAACACAACAAUAAAUAUAUAUACAUAUAUUUAUUUUUACACACCAAUAGAAAAUAAACAUGACUUUUAUACAUAUGAAUGUAUGUAUGUACCUACAUUAGACCGACACACAAAAAAUGGUGUUUGAGUUACCCACCUCAAAAUAUUCGCUGUUAUGUAAUAUGAUGUUACCCAAAAUAUUUUCGGUUAAAUGUUGUCCAUUCGUGAGCUGGGCAGUUUUCAAGAAAAUAUCGUAUGGGGGACACGAUUUUCCAUGUUAAUUUCAAUA